This is a messenger RNA of Aedes aegypti (yellow fever mosquito), 2260 nucleotides long. RefSeq names its product serine protease easter. Gene Ontology annotation, molecular function: serine-type endopeptidase activity. The transcript is spliced from 3 exons. NCBI's taxonomy places the organism in Eukaryota, Metazoa, Arthropoda, Insecta, Diptera, Culicidae. Gene Ontology annotation, biological process: proteolysis. The record is from RefSeq and is a predicted model, not a curated record. Bases 1059 to 1883 code for a protein of 274 amino acids.
UAAAAGCCCCUAGCUGAGCCUCUGCGGUAGUCCACUUCAACUGACAUCUCGUCAGAAAUGGAGCUUGUUCAAAACGGGCCAACCCAAUAUCUGCUCGGAUCGAUCUACACCUCUCGCAUGACAUGAUUCUUUCAGAACCGGAGACGAGCCUCCACUCGGAAAGGAAACGUAAACGGACUCUUAAAAAUAUUUACAAUGGAUACUUAUGUCUUGGCCUAUAGAUCUUGAAAUAAGAAACCGCUGACUAAUUCACACUGCGAUCCAGUGUGCCUUUCUGCUCCAAUCGGAAUGGUUCCACUCGGUGCUGCAAAGCUGAAUACGAUUAAAGGAUGUCAUAACCUUUCUCUCAAUUGAAAGCAUAAAGCGAAAUUUAGAAAGAUUCGGGCUGGACGUGUUAACGACCGCGCAUUUCUAGUACUGGUUAUGCUAAUGAGAGUCUCCAACCUGGGCUAAGCCCUCUUGAGCUAUUCUUGGUCGAAAUACUCUGCUUGAUCUGGAACACAAAUAAUUUGAACAAUUUGCAAAAAUGUGUAUCAGUUACAAACGGUCAGUUCCCAAGGUUAGUUGGAUAAUUCGAAACAAACGAUGGGGCCGUGGAUUUUGGCGGUCGUUUUCUUAACAGCAACGGUUGGGAGCGUAACGUUUAAUGAUCGGUGUAUCGAUUUGGACGGAUUUGUUGGACGAUGUGUGAAAUUAUCCAAAUGUGAAACGUUGGCCGAUAUUUGGCGGAGUCCUAUCAGGACAAUUAAGCAAAGUGAACGUUUGGCAGAUAGUUUGUGUGGAAAAUACAGAAGGAAUCCGUUGGUAAAUUGGGAUUUACUAGGAUCGAAGUGAAAAGGUUUGAUUUACCUUAUUAUUCGUUUAAGGUUUGUUGUGUUGACGAUCGCACCAGUUCUAUUGAAGGUAAUGCGAUACAGUUCGCGAAACCAUCUAGUGUUACAUCUGUUACGAACGGUCCAGAGUUGAGCACAACUCGCAGAUCGUGGAGUGAUAGAAUCUCAACAACAUCGACAACGAAAACGACAAGAUCAACAACAACUUCAAGGACGACUAAGCCGAUGAUUACAGCUACCACGACAUUCAGAAGUACAACUGCGGAGGCGAUCGAGUCGUCAGAUGAGAUGGCAUUUCAACGUACCACCUUGACAGAAUUUCCGUGGUCCGCACUGAUACAGUAUCGGAAGUUACCUGGGAUCUACGGAUUUCACUGCGGUGGAACAUUAAUUAAUGAACGGCAUGUGGUGACGGCAGCCCACUGCAUUAAGGCUAUUCCUAAAAAUUGGCAAAUAUCCCUAGUUCGGUUGGGAGAGUUCAACAUCAAAAACUCAGGCGCUGACUGUGACGUGGAUCAGUGCAGCAAUCCACCGUUGGAUGUCGAUAUAGAUCAAAUCAUUGUGCAUGAAAAUUACGUGACACGUCUGUUGAGCCAGUAUCAUGACAUAGCGUUGAUCAGAUUGCUCCAGGUUGUACGUUCAACAGACUACGUUCGACCAAUCGAGCUGCCGUUUCCAGGAAUUGAAGGUAUGCUACUCAACUCUCUGACAACUGCUGUUUCCGCAGGUUGGGGUCGUACGAAAACAGGAUCAGCCAGUUCUCUGAAGAUGAAAGUGCUACUCAACUUGCAACGACUUGAUGACUGUACCGAGUCAUACAAAACCGCUGGAAUCAAAGUAAGAGAUGGCCAGCUAUGUGCAAGCGAAUGGCGUGGAACUGGAGUGUGUAGCUGCGACUCCGGAGGGCCUCUGAUGGUGCAACUGAGUGGACAGUAUUAUUUGAUUGGCAUCGUGAGUUUUGGGCCAACCAAAUGUGGUUUGAAGAAUGCUCCCGGGGUGUAUACCAGUGUUCUAAGAUAUAUCGAUUGGAUUUCGAAAAAUAUUUAUUAGAUGGGUGCGGGUGGUUUUCUCAAAUAGUAUUAAAUAGAUACUUUAUUCUUAAUACGUAAAACUAUAGAACAAUAGGUUAGUAAGUUAAGCAAUAGUGCGUAUAUCUUCCUUCAAUCACGUUGGGUAAUUGAGAUUCUAGCAAGUCAGAUGUAGAAUAAUUUACAAUCGGAUUUGGUAUUGUAGAACAGAACAUGCUGAUUGUUUAUCUGUCGUCUGGCCAUUUUGCGGCCAUCAAGCACCGAAUUCUAUGAUAAGGAGAUUGUAUAUCUAGGUAUUAAUCAAUUAUCCGAAAUGCCUUCGAGACCCAUGCUCUCCAAUCUAUAACGAUUACCAAAAUAAAUAUCGAAUCUGUUUGUCUUAACUCAACGACAGACCAU